AUGGCACGAAAUGAUAGCGACCGCGGCCGAAAGACACCAGAUCAUUUGGCGCAGAUGAAAGAUUCAACUUCCAAUGAUGGCAACGAGCCAUCUUUUAGCAGCGAUUUGGACAAUAGUGCAGUUUCUACUCCUUCUCUUGCAGAUGAUAUUUUCAGUCCUUCGGUAUCAAUCGUCACGGAUACCACGGAUAUCGCGGAUGAUUAUGGAUGGGACACACCAGUCAAAGGUAAAUCGAUGACCCGCGCAGAAGACAGAAACAUUCUCGGAUCGCCUCAAAACGAAACCCAGGACAAAAUUAAGAGGGCCGAGGAUCUCUCCAAGCCCGACAAAGGGCUGGACACUCAAACUCAAACUACAGCGCCGAGAAGAAGAACGAAGAGCGCCAGUAGACGAGAUUUCGAAGCUAGGACCUUAUCUCUAGGGUCAGUGGAUAUCAGUGUCACAUCAUUCGAAAAACGAAAACAGGGUUCGGACUCUCCUGUAGACGGCAAUACGUUGGCUUCUGAUCAGGGACAGAUAUGGGGCGUAUUAAUCACUCCACCGAAGUCAAAGAAACCAAUGCACUUGCAGCUGAUCGAAUUCUGCACGCCUGGACCCGACGGGUAUAUUGACAUCAACUUUUCUACCGAUCAGACGUGGAUUUUCGAAGCAAGAAGAGUCAUCGAUUUCGGUAGUGCCGUAAAACCCACAUCUAAGACAGUCGUAUCCCGCACGGAGAAACAGGAUGUUGACCAUAUUCUUACCAAACCUACGAGCCAAUCUAUCCCAGAAAUCACCCUCUCUCCACCGGAUGCGAAUCGCACAGAUCAUAAAAUAGGAGAUGCAAAUACACCGCCUAGCAAAAAUAUAUUGCUGGGCGAUGGCACAAUUCAGCAUGUGCUGUCUCUGCUAUCAAAUAAAGCUUUCUCCGCUUCAAUCUCCAAAAAGGAGCAAGACUCAAUCGAUAAGUCACUUUCCAAUAUUCUGCCGGUUAAGAUUCGUGAGUGGCUGGAAGAAGAUACCCAUCACUGCCUGGCAUUGACAACUCAGAACCGGCGAUGCAAGAGGAUUCACGAAACAAGUCACCCGAAAAUGAUACAGUACUUAGACAGCAUGGCCACGCUCAAAAGUAGCGAGCUACCAAAGUGCCUGAAUGACAUGAUCUCUACAGCAUUAUGUUCAACGACGCACAAACGCAUGGCACGAGAAGAGCUAGAAAAGUGGAUGGUCGAUAUCGAGAAACUAUGCGAUAUCCACGCGGACAUGAAGGAAUCGACGUCAGUGUCCGCAGAUUAUCGUCUUCUAGCUCUCGCCAAUUAUCUUGAUAUACUCAGUGGGGGGAAAGGUCUCCCUCCGCGACAAAACAUAGUGUCCAGCUCUGCAAAAGUCGAGGAAAGCGAUCACAGCAUUACUUCGCUAGGGGAUUAUCGAUUGCUGCAAUACUUCAAACCAUAUAUUCCCAAGUAUUUGCAAAAACUUUCUGUGUCUGAAGCCCUUGAAGGGCUUCUGCUGAAACCCCUUACAGGGAAAAAGGAGAUUGGCGAUACCGGUAUCAUAUAUAUAUACUGGCAACCAUCAAAUUUCGGACACCUGAAAAUCGGCUAUACGACGCAGGCCUUUGAGAAGCGCAUGAAGGAGUGGAUUAAAAGGUGCAACAAAACGAUGGAAAUUUAUUACCCAAGUCGAGACGAUGCCCAAAAAAUCAUCGCAGUCGACCAUGUCUACCGCGUGGAAAAGCUUAUACAUUUGGAAUUGAAGAACCUAAGAAAGAUUGAGAAGAAUUGUCCGGGUUGCGGCAAGAAUCAUGACGAGUGGUUUGAGUGUUCGCGGGAUCUUGCGGUGGCAGUUGUUCGCAAGUGGAUGGAUUGGAUGAGAGAAUCGCCGUAUGAGGAAAGGCAAUCUGGAUCAUCGAAGGAGUGGGUAUUGAAGGCGGAACAGAGGAGUAAAUUGAAAGACCUGUCAGAGCCGAUGAAGGGGGUGUCUGUUAGUGCUAACGCCAUGGAGAAGGGAAAGAAUAAACAUCCUCGUCAAACCAGGCGUCUCUCAACUGGUAGACCGCCACGGAUGAGGAGUAAGUCCAUGUAG
This is a messenger RNA of Talaromyces amestolkiae, 2064 nucleotides long. RefSeq lists its product as uncharacterized. The transcript has a single exon. Bases 1 to 2064 code for a protein of 687 amino acids. The record is from RefSeq and is a predicted model, not a curated record. Lineage: Eukaryota; Fungi; Ascomycota; Eurotiomycetes; Eurotiales; Trichocomaceae.